Molecule: messenger RNA, 1709 nt
Organism: Oreochromis niloticus (Nile tilapia)
Lineage: Eukaryota; Metazoa; Chordata; Actinopteri; Cichliformes; Cichlidae
Product: gastrula zinc finger protein XlCGF26.1
Exons: 2
Coding region: 202-1566 (454 amino acids)
Biological process (GO): regulation of transcription by RNA polymerase II
Cellular component (GO): nucleus
Molecular function (GO): DNA-binding transcription factor activity, RNA polymerase II-specific; RNA polymerase II transcription regulatory region sequence-specific DNA binding
Source: RefSeq, a predicted model, not a curated record
UUUCUGUUUCUCAUGCGUGAUCGGAAAGAUACAGGCUCUCGUAGCUCGGAAAGCUUAGCCUCUCUCCUAGUCCAACUACAAAGCCGGCCUUCUCCGCUGGGGGAUCUUUAGUUCGGGUUAUUCUGAGAGGAGAUCCAGAGCAAAAGAAGGGAAAGCGUGCCGAAACCUCUCCAAGUUUUUGACCUCAACAAAAACCAACCAAUGCCAGCAAGUAAAGAUGAACCUGUUGUGAUCCCUGUGGAGAAGACUUUCAUCACUAUGAAGAAGGCCAGAAGACGCCAGCGCAUUGACAGUGGAGACAGAAGCUUCACGUGCGAUCAGUGUGGAAAGGCUUUUUCUGACAAUGGCAACUUAAAAAGACAUCAGCUGGUCCACACUGGCAUUAAACCAUUCAGCUGCGAUCAGUGUGGACAGGCUUUCACACAUAAUAGCAAGUUAAAAAAACACCAGCUUCUCCACACUGGAUUAAAACCAUUCAGUUGUGAUCAGUGUGGACAGACUUUCACUGUGAAUGGCAACUUAAAAAGACAUCAGCUCGUCCACACUGGCAUUAAACCAUUCAGCUGUGAUCAGUGUGGAAAGACUUUCACUCAGAGUGGCAGCUUAAAAAAACAUCAGCUCAUCCACACUGGAUUAAAAGCAUUUAGCUGUGAUCAGUGUGGAAAGGCUUUUACUGAAAAUGGACAUUUAAAAAGACAUAAGCUCAUCCACACUGGAUUAAAAGCAAUUAGCUACAAUCAGUGUGGAAAGUCUUUUUCUCUGAGUAAUGGCUUAAAAGAACAUCACCUCGUCCAUUCUGCAGAUAAACCAUUCAUCUGUGCUCAGUGUGGAAAGUGUUUCACUGAGAAUGGCAACUUAAAACAACAUCAGCUCGUCCACACUGGCAUUAAACCAUUCAGCUGCGAUCAGUGUGGAAGGACUUUCACUCAGAAUAGCAGCUUAAAAAAACAUCAACUCAUCCACACUGGAUUAAAACCAUUUAGCUGUGAUCAGUGUGGAAAGUCUUUUACUGAAAAUGGCAACUUAAAAAAACAUCAGCUCAUCCACACUGGAUUAAAACAGUUUAGCUGCGGUCAGUGUGGAAAGUCUUUUACUCAUAGUAACUGCUUAAAAGAACAUCAGCUCAUCCAUACUACAGAUAAACCAUUCACCUGUGAUCUGUGUGGAAAGUCUUUUACUCAUAGCAAAAGCUUAAAAGAUCAUCUUCUCAUCCACACUGGAAUUAAAUCAUUUGUCUGCGGUCAGUGUGGAAAGGCUUUUACUCAGAGUAAAAAUUUAAAAGAACAUCAGCUCAUCCACACUGGAAUUAAACCAUUCAGCUGUGAUCAGUGUGGAAAAUCUUUUACUCGGCGUAGAAACUUAAAAAAACAUCAUCUCCUCCACAUUGGAGUUAAACCAUUCACCUGUGAUCAGUGUGGAAAGUCUUUUAGCUGCAUGAGCUCCUUGAAAGAACAUCAGGCCAUCCACACUGGCAUUAAACCAUUUGUCUGUUGUCAGUGUGGAAAGGGUUUUCGUCGGAUGGAUGCUUUAAAAAAUCAUCAACUAAUCCACACUGGAGUUAAUUAAUAUUUAAGUGGUCAGUGCUGAAAUGCGGCCACUUCUAUGUAAACAUUUUUUCAAAAAAUCAGAUUGUUCACACUGCAAUUGUAGCAUGUUUUAAUUGUGGUAAUUGUGAAAUUUGUGGAAAUUCUUUCAAAUUCAUGACAAAA